Molecule: messenger RNA, 1740 nt
Organism: Saccharomyces eubayanus
Lineage: Eukaryota; Fungi; Ascomycota; Saccharomycetes; Saccharomycetales; Saccharomycetaceae
Gene: ITR1
Product: myo-inositol transporter ITR1
Exons: 1
Coding region: 1-1740 (579 amino acids)
Biological process (GO): transmembrane transport
Cellular component (GO): membrane
Molecular function (GO): myo-inositol:proton symporter activity
Source: RefSeq, a predicted model, not a curated record
AUGGGAAUCCAUAUACCGUAUAUCACGUCCAAGGCAUCGCCGUCGAAUGACAGUGAUGGCGACAGUGUGGUGCUCAGCAACGACCACGAAUCGCCUAUGAAGUCAGUUAAACUGACGUCCGAGACGCAUGAAAUACAAAGAGCGCCCGCUAGCGACGAGGAAGACCGGAUCCAGAUCAAGCCUGUGAAUGACGAGGACGAUACCUCAGUCAUGAUUACGUUCAACCAGUCCAUUUCACCCUUUAUUAUCAUACUGACAUUUGUCGCGUCCAUAUCCGGAUUUCUGUUCGGUUACGACACAGGUUAUAUAUCCAGUGCUCUUAUCUCGAUCGGCACCGAUUUGGACAACAAGGUGCUGACUUAUGGUGAGAAAGAAAUUAUCACCGCGGCAACAUCUUUGGGGGCUCUAAUAACGAGUAUUUUUGCCGGUACUGCGGCUGACAUAUAUGGUAGAAAGCGCUGUCUGAUGGGUUCUAAUCUUAUGUUUGUCAUCGGGGCGGUCGUACAAGUCUCUGCACACACUUUUUGGCAGAUGGCCAUUGGUAGACUUGUCAUGGGGUUCGGUGUUGGUAUCGGCUCCUUGAUCUCGCCGCUUUUCAUCAGUGAAAUCGCUCCCAAGAUGAUCAGGGGGAGACUGACCGUUAUCAACUCUUUGUGGUUAACCGGUGGUCAACUGGUCGCUUAUGGUUGCGGUGCUGGCUUGAACUACGUCAACAACGGUUGGAGAAUACUUGUCGGGUUGUCUCUGGUUCCUACUGCCGUGCAGUUUACAUGCCUGUGCUUUUUGCCAGACACCCCAAGAUACUACGUCAUGAAGGGCGAUUUGAAGAAAGCCUCUGAGGUCUUACGGAGAAGUUACACCGAUACUUCGGAAGAAAUCAUUGAUCGGAAAGUGGAGGAGCUCGUCAAAUUGAACCAUUCCAUUCCUGGUAAAAACGUUCCAGAAAGAGUUUGGAAUACUAUCAAGGAGUUGCACACAGUACCAUCUAACCUUAGAGCCCUCGUCAUUGGUUGUGGGCUGCAGGCAAUCCAACAAUUUACUGGUUGGAACUCGCUGAUGUAUUUCUCCGGUACCAUUUUUGAAACGGUCGGUUUCAAAAACUCCUCCGCAGUUUCCAUUAUUGUUUCCGGUACUAACUUCAUUUUCACUUUGGUUGCCUUUUUCUGCAUCGAUAAAAUCGGCCGUAGAACCAUUCUGCUAAUCGGCCUGCCAGGCAUGACGAUGGCUUUGGUCGUAUGCGCCAUUGCAUUCCAUUACCUAGGUAUCAGUUUCGAUGGCACUAGCGCAGUUGUUGCCUCAGGAUUUUCCUCCUGGGGUAUUGUAAUUAUUAUCUUCAUUAUUGUGUUUGCUGCAUUCUAUGCCCUUGGUAUCGGUACUGUUCCAUGGCAACAAUCAGAAUUGUUUCCUCAAAACGUUAGAGGCGUCGGGACUUCGUAUGCGACCGCUACAAACUGGGCUGGUUCUCUAGUUAUUGCGUCUACGUUUUUAACUAUGUUACAGAACAUUACUCCAGCAGGUACCUUUGCCUUUUUCGCCGGACUUUCAUGCUUAUCAGUAGUUUUCUGUUAUUUCUGUUAUCCAGAAUUAUCAGGCCUGGAACUAGAAGAAGUACAAACUAUUCUGAAAGAUGGGUUCAACAUCAAAGCAUCGAAGGCAUUGGCCAAGAAGAGAAAACAACAAGUUGUCAGAGUUCAGCAAUUGAAAUAUGAACCAACUGAAGAAGUUAUAGAAGAUAUAUAA